AUGGCGGACUCCAAGUCGUCUGAAAAAGAAACUACAUCCCCUGCGGGCGAGUCUCUCUUGUCGCAACCCAACUCCGAUCCCCAAGGCCAACUCACCGCGGCAGUCGACGAACUCCUCCACCAGCUCCAGAGCAAAUUCGACAACGUCUCGCAAGAGAUGUUCGGGAAGCUGGACGACAUGACCAGACGGCUCGACGAACUGGAGGCGUCGUUGACGACCUCGUCCAGCGACUCAGCCACGACGACACCAAUGAAAUAA
Molecule: messenger RNA, 258 nt
Organism: Penicillium alfredii
Lineage: Eukaryota; Fungi; Ascomycota; Eurotiomycetes; Eurotiales; Aspergillaceae
Product: heat shock factor-binding 1 family protein
Exons: 3
Coding region: 1-258 (85 amino acids)
Biological process (GO): cellular heat acclimation
Cellular component (GO): cytosol; nucleus
Molecular function (GO): transcription corepressor activity
Source: RefSeq, a predicted model, not a curated record